GGCUCGAGGCGCGCGCGCGCGCGCCCACUGGGCGCCCCUGCGCGCCCGUGGGCAGCCGACAAGGCUGCGGCCCCCCGCCGGUCGCGCUGGUCCGGCCGCGCCGCCGGGGGGGCCCUCAGCCUGAGGGAUGGCGUCGGAGUCGGUGGCGGACAACUUCAGUUCCCGCGAAGAUGCGAAGAAGGCGAAGCAGCUGCAGGAGGCCCGCGCCGCCGGAACGGCGGCGCCCGAGAUCGAUUCGUCCACAGGGGCCAUGAUCAACCCGCACAACCCGCAGUUCAUCACGUCGGCGCCCUGGUACCUGAAUCAGAGCAAGCCGUCCUUGAAGCAUCAGCAAGCUUGGAAUAUGAAGGAGGCAGGAACGAAGGAAUGGUACAAGAGGGGCACAAAAGGCGAUGUCAAGACCAAGUUCAUGAAAGGCGCCUGCGAGAACUGCGGAGCGAUGACGCACACCAAGAAGGACUGCGUCGAGAGACCCCGGCAAGUAGGCGCCAAGUUCAACGGCAAGAACUUAAUGCCCGACGAGUACGUAGAGACGCUGGACCUGGACUACGACGGGAAGCGCGACAGGUGGAACGGCUUCCAGGCGGACGAUUACAAGGAGGUGAUCGACGAGUGGGAGAAGGUGGAGGCAGAGCGUAGGAAGGUGAAGGCGGCCCAGAUGGAGGAGAGGGCCAAGCUCAAGGAGCGCCUGAAGGCCCAGAAAAAGGACCUCAAGAAGAAGCGGAAGCAGCGGAGGCGGCAGCUGCGGCGGAUGGCUGAGGGCCGCGACACCGACACCGGCGACUCGGACACCGGCACUGGCGAUUCCGACAUGAACGACUCCGACACCGACAGCGACACAGACAGCGACAGCGACGCCUCAGACGACGAGGACCUUGGCGAGAAGAUGAAAGACUUCGACAAGACAACGGCGACCACUGGUACUAAGGACGACAAGUUGAGAACAACCACGAGGAAUCUGCGUAUCCGAGAAGACACUGCCAAGUAUCUGCUCAAUUUAGACGUGAAUUCAGCCUUCUAUGACCCGAAAUCCAGGGCGAUGCGCGACGAUCCCCUCAAGCAUCUCAAGGAUGAGGAGAAGGGCGCCUUCCGCGGAGACAACUUCCUGAGAAGCUCUGGCGACUCGAAGGCGCUGACGGAGCUUACGGUGUUUGCUUGGGAUUCGUACAAGCAUGGGGAGAAGGUCCACGACUUGGCGAUGCCGACGCAGGCGCUGAAGAUGUUCCAGGUCUACAAGCAGAGGGCCAAGGACCUGAAGGAUACGCAGCAGAAAGAGCUUCUCGACAAGUACGGCGGGGAGCAGCACCUGAACGCGCCCACGGACAGAGCUCAUAUUCGCGCAGAACGACAACUACGUCGAGUACUCGCGGGACGGCCGGGUGCUGAAGGGGCGCGAGCGGGCCCUCGUCAAGUCGAAGUACGAGGAGGACACGUUGGUGGGCAACCACUCGUCCAUCUGGGGGUCCUGGUACGAUUCAGUAUCUGGCAGGUGGGGAUUCGCCUGCUGCCACCAGACGAUGAAGAACGCCUACUGCGUGCCCCUGCGGCGGCACGCCGAGGCGCCCGAGGGCGAGGAGGAGCCCGCCGAGGAGGCGCUGGAGCAGGCAGGGCUGACGCCGCGGCGGCCUCCGCCUCCGGCGGCGCCGCGGUGGCCUCCGCCUCUGGCGGCGGCGCCGCCGCGGCCGCCGCGGCCGAAGAGGCGGAGGACGCCGGGAAGGCGUCCUCGAGCUCCGACUCCGACGGCUCCAGCAGCGACGAGGGCGGCGGCGCGGGCCAGAAGGAAGCCACCGCCGAGAAGCGCAAGGCCAAGGCCCUGGCGGGCCUGAAGCUCAUGGCCGGCGGCGAGCAGGGCGGCGAGGCCGCCGCGGCCUCCGCGGCCGCCCCGGACGGCGCGGAGGCCGCGGCCGCGUACAAGCUCAGCGAGAAGAAGAAUUCGGGCUUCGGCCACGUCCUCGAGGACCAGGUUGCGGCGCUGGACCAGAAGGCCGUCGCGAAGGCGGUCGAACAGGAGAAGAAGCGGAGGAAAACCGAAAAGGCGAAAUUGUCCAUAGACGACGAGCGGAACCGCAAGUACAACUCUUUCGGCAGCGACGGGCAAUCCACAGACGUCACCGCCGAGGAUCGGAACUGGAGGCCUACCGCUUGUCCAAGAUGCGCGGAGACGACCCCAUGGCGCAGUUCAUGUGAGGCGCGUGAGUCCGUGCGGACGCGCCCGCGCGGUGAGCUCCGCGCGCGGCCGACGUGGACGUCCGCGCCCAGCGGUCUGCUCCAGCCUCCCUUCUCCCUCCUCCUCCAGUCAAGUUGAGGAGGGAGAAGGGAGGCAUGAGGAAGAUGAGG
Molecule: messenger RNA, 2337 nt
Organism: Prorocentrum cordatum
Lineage: Eukaryota; Dinophyceae; Prorocentrales; Prorocentraceae
Source: the annotation of a GenBank genome assembly